Sciurus carolinensis (gray squirrel) is the source of this 5130-nucleotide messenger RNA. RefSeq names its product interleukin 1 receptor type 1 (gene Il1r1). NCBI's taxonomy places the organism in Eukaryota, Metazoa, Chordata, Mammalia, Rodentia, Sciuridae. The record is from RefSeq and is a predicted model, not a curated record. The transcript has 13 exons. Gene Ontology annotation, molecular function: interleukin-1, type I, activating receptor activity. Gene Ontology annotation, biological process: signal transduction; regulation of inflammatory response. Bases 491 to 2209 code for a protein of 572 amino acids.
UUAAAGCCCUAAGCGUCUCUCACAGAGGCGUCACCAAGAGCCCACUUUCUCUGAGUCGUCUGACAAGAUAUGAGGUGUCAUUCUCGUGUGACACAGACCCUAACCCAGAGCUCUUUGGGAAAGGGGGAGAAAAAGAUUAGCAAAACUACCCAGGACUGACUUUGAAAUGUGCUUUUGUUUUUAAUAACCAGCGUCAGCCCAGCAGGCUUCAUUUGGGGGAAGAAACCUGCUGGAUUAUCCUGAGAGCCGCCGCUUCCUGCCAGGCUAGCCAUUUCCAAAUGCCCCAACCAUGAACAGAAACGAUUAGAAAACAGAGGCACAGAGAAGUGAUUUGCCUGAAGUCACAUGAGUAGGGAGGACAGAACUGGGAUUCCAAGUGCAGAGUCUCACUGUGGAGCUCAGGGGACCCUGAAGGUGGACCCCUAACGAUGGUGACACCCUCCUGAGAAGCAGGUCACUUCCCACAGGAAAAGGCCUCUCCAAGGAGAAUAUGAAAGUGAUACUCAGAACUCUUUGUUUCACAGUUCUCCUGAUUGCUUUAGAGGCUGAUGAAUGUGAGAUACGAGAAGAACCAGUCAUUUUAGUUUCAUCUGCAAAUGAAAUUGAUGUUCGUGCCUGUCCCCUUAACCCAAGUGAAAAGAUAAGCUCUGUGAUUUGGUAUAAAAAUGACAGCAAGACACCUGUAUCAUUGGAGCAAGACUCCAGGAUUCAUCAAGAAAAUGAUGAACUCUGGCUUGUGCCCGCUAAGGUAGAGGAUUCAGGACAUUAUUAUUGUGCCGUAAGAAAUUCAACUUUCUGCCUUAAAAUUAAAAUAACUGCCAAGUUUGUGAACAAUGAGCCUAACUUAUGUUAUAAUGCAGAAGCUAUAUUUACACAGAAAUUACGUGUUGCUGGAAAUGGAAGGCUUGUAUGCCCUCAUUUGGAUUUUUUUAAAAAUGAAAAUAAUGAGUUUCCCACAGUAGAGUGGUAUAAGGAUUGCAAACCUCUGAUUCUUGACGACAUAUGCUUCACUGGAGUCACAAACACGCUCAUUGUGAUGAAUGUGUCAGAGAACCAUAGAGGGAACUAUACUUGUCAUGCAUCCUACAUGUACUUGGGAAAGCGCUAUCAUAUUACCCGGGUAAUAGAAUUCAUUACUCUAGAGGAAAUCAAACCCGACAUUCCUGUGAUUGAGAGUCCAGCAAACGAGACCAUGGAAGUGGAGUUGGGAUCCAAGAUCCAAUUGCUCUGUAAUGUCACUGGCCACCUCACUGAUGUUGUCUACUGGAAGUGGAAUGGGUCACUAAUUUCAUCUGAUGAUCCAAUCCUGGUGGAAGACUUUGAGUUUAUGGACAGUCCUUCAGCCAAAAGAAAAACUAUACACAUCACAACGCUUAAUAUUUCAGAAGUCAAAAGUCAGUUUUAUCUAUCUCCAUUUACCUGUAUGGUCAAGAGUACAUCUAAUAUGUAUGCAGCAUAUAUACAAUUAAUCCAUCCAGUGCCUCAUUUCCAGAAGCACAUAAUUGGGGUGUUUGUUACAUUAACAAUUAUAAUUACAUGCUCUGUUUUCAUCUAUAAAAUCUUCAAGAUUGACAUUGUGCUUUGGUACAGGGAUUCCUGCUCUGAUUUUCUCCCCCCAAAAGCUUCAGAUGGAAAGAUUUACGAUGCAUAUGUCCUCUAUCCAAAGACCUCUGGGGAAGGGUCCACCUCAAACUCAGAUAUUUUUGUGUUUAAAGUGUUGCCUGAGGUCUUGGAAAAACAGUUUGGAUAUAAGCUGUUCAUUUAUGGAAGGGAUGAUUAUGUUGGAGAAGAUGCUAUUGAGGUCACUCAUGAAAACAUAAAGAAAAGCAGAAGACUGAUCAUCAUUUUAGCGACAGACAUAUCGGGCUUCAGCUGGCUGGGCCAUUCGUCUGAAGAGCAAAUAGUGAUGUAUAAUGCGCUUAUCAAGGAAGGGAUUAAAGUUGUCCUGCUUGAGCUGGAAAAAAUCCAAGACUAUGAGAAAAUGCCAGAAUCCAUUAAAUUCAUUAAGCAGAAACACGGGGCUAUCCGCUGGUCAGGGGACUUAAGAGAGGAACCGCAGUCUAUAAAGACCAGGUUCUGGAAACAUGUCCGGUACCAUAUGCCGGCCCAGCGGCGAUCUCCUUCCUCCAAACACCAGUUACUGUCCAUGGCCAAUGGGUCAGACUCUAAGGAGAGGCAUCAAAGGGAGGUUCACCUGCCUCUUGGGUAGCGUGGAGCACCUUGGCCAAGAGUUUUUUGGGUGCAUCCCAUCUUAGGGUGCUGAGCCUCCCACUGACUUGUAUAGUCAUAAAACGUACCUUAUCCCUGAGGUCACCUGGAAUCACACUGUUAAGGGAGCAGGAAUUGGGACAAUAGCAGGCCGGGGCAAUUCAGAGCAGAGGGUUUGGGAAAGGCUUUAUAAAGGACAACUAAUGCCCUCUCUGAAGGUUUGUACUUCUGAGAAAAAGGCCCUGAGACAGUGAACUGGAAGAAAAAGAAAAAAAAAAAAAAAGCAAGAAAUAGUCACCAUCUAUAGACAGUUUUAUUAAGUUGUCCACAGUCUGAUGGUGGGGCUUUGGCCAUCUCUGGGGUUGCUGCAGGGUCACUGACCCUGGAGUGUCUCUUCCAGGCAGCACGGCAGAUGAAGUGCGCCUGACACCUCAGAGGAGUUCUCUUCUUGGAGAACUUUUCAUGGCUUGCAUUUUCCAUACACAUCCACAGCAAGCUGUCACUUCCCAAAGACCAGAUUGUAUUUUAUAGACCUUGAGAAGUGUCAUUAAAGUGAAAAAGGGAUUCUGCAGGAUCCCAAGGUUGUGGAAUCGCCUGAGCUUUCUGUAUAAGAGGAGGGAUUUUAAAAGCAGAAGUUGUCCCACCUCUUCCACCACCUACUGCUUUCCUCCCUGGAUGACUGACCUGACCUUCCGUAUGCUUCCUCACUUUAGUUGGCUCAUUGCUUCUUUGGAAAGACAGCUAUGCUUGUCACCCCCACUCCAAGCCCCGCAGCCUGUUUGCAUAACCUUCCCCUCACUGGGCUGCAGUGUGAAUCCCAGGUUAGCCUCCCGGGCCUCUGCACCUGCUCUGGUACCUUCAUAUUUGCUGUGUCUCCUCCUCCCCUGACUACAAAUCCUUCUUGCAUUUUCUCCAGCUGACCAGCUCACUGAAAUUCAGAGUGGACUUCAGCACUCUGGUUCCUGGGCACCUUCCCCUAAGAGACUGCCACUCUUACACUCUGUCCCUCCUGCCAGUUAGCUAGUGCUGCCUGUUGCUGGUCCCCUUACAAAGUGGCCCCCACUAGCCAGAAUCUGUGCUCUCUGAGGACGUAUGUCUCUCUCUGUCCCUUGCUGCCUUCCACAAGCAAUUUGCACAUGUGAAAUAGAUUUGUGUAGUACUUUAUUGUUUAAUAAUGUUCUUGGGUAAUUAUAUCUAUUUUUUGCAAUUAUUCUAAUUUUAUAUAGAGAGAAAGUGACUUUUUAAAAAAUUGCUCUCUUAAUUCUGUUGGAUCUGGAACUUGAGCCUCUAUUUCUGGUUUCUAGUCCAAUGUUUGAAUACUUGAUUUCAGGUCAUUAAUUGUCCCUUCACCUGCCACUGAUUGUUUAUAGGAGGCCACUGACUCCAGGAGUGUUUUUACAUCACAAGCAAAUUAGAUAAUUUUCAGUGUUGGAAUUUAUAAAAAUUAUGUUUAGGUCUUAUGUAAAAUAUUUUUACUUCCAUGUGUUCUUUCCUUAAAGGUAAAUAUUUCUCAGACAAUUAAGAAUGAAAGCAAAUGGGUUUUUUUGGUACAGAAAAAAAUGUUUCAAAAUUUGAUCGUAGUCAUGAUAAUUAGAGCAACUCUGGAAAAUCACAAAGCCAAGUUCAUGUAACACAGGCAUGGUUUUCAAAGUAGAAUGAACAUAGACAGGUCUUAUUUUUAAAAAUAUUUUUACUACUUAAUAUUAUGGGUGAAGACAAACACUUAUUUGGAAGGAUUUUUUUUUUUGGGGGGGGGGGCGGGUGUGGUUACCAGGGAUUGAACCUGGCACUUGACCAUUGAACCACAUCCCUAGCCCUAUUUUGUAUUUUAUUUAGAGACAGGGUCUCCCUGAGAUGCUUAAUGUCUUGCUUUUUCUGAGGCUGGCUUUGAACUCUUAAUCCUCCUGCCUCAGUCUCUGGAGCCACUGGGAUUACAGAUGUGCACCACUGCGCCCAGCUGGAAGGAUAUUUUUCCCCCGAAGUAGUCAGAGCUACAAAAAAACACACAGAGUUUAAUAUUUUGACUCUUCCUUUUUUACCUGUUUUCUCCUGCUAUUAUUCAGUGCUAUCCGAUCCAAUAGCACUGAAUAAUAAUGCUGCUUUGGAGCUGCUGUUUUCAAAGAAAUGGGUUGUUUCUUUUGGCUGUACACAGAGAGCCGGAAGUCUAAUGGGGUGGAGGGGUCUCAUGACUCCCAAGGUCUGCUAGAUGCUUUAGAAGUUUAAUUCUGUUGAUGAUUUUUAUCUGUCAUCUAGCAUAUAUACUGCCAAGAAGGCAAGUCAAUUCUGAAACUUAGAAUUAGCUAAGGGGUGAGGGUGGGGACAGCCAAGAAUUUCGAGUAGCUUGGUACUAAUAAUUUAGAGAGGAACAAGAAUGAAGAGAUAAGCUUGAACAAGGAUCCUAAACAGGAAAGCACAGUGUCAGUCCCCAAGUCUCCUGGGAGGGUUCCACAGGAUGAAGCCACAUUCCUGAUCCCUGCGACCUUCCUUUAUAUGAUUGUCUUCUCCACCAAACGCUUUUUAAAGCUCUUCCUUUCCUGCAUUCCCCAUUAAUUAGCUCUUACUGCACUUUCUAAUGGUAUUUUUUAAAGUCAGUUUAAAUGUUGAAGAAAAGUUUGUAAAUGCAACAAAAUAUUUAAUUACCAGUGGUUAAGACUGGCUUAGCAGAAUUUAUAUUUUCCCUCCCCUGUCUUUCUUUUUAAUUUUACUUGCAAUAAAAGAAAAAGUAUUGAGCCAUUUUUAAUGACACUUUGAUAAAUUAUGUUUGUACUGGUUAAUGAAGGUUUUUUUGUAAAUCGUUUGUAUAAUUCUGCAACAGAUGCCAACUAUUUUAUAUCUUAAAACACCAAGUUUAUGUCCAUCAAUGCAUCAUUGAUCAAGAGACUGUACUUGUUUUCCAAUAAAAUUGUUAAACUUUGUACUGAA